AUGUCGAUGAUUUUUAUGAGUAACAGCUAAUAUUCUGAUAAGAAAGAUAAGGAAAAUUUAAAAUAUUUUUCUUUUAGGAAACAGUAUACAUUUUACGAGAGAGAGCGUGAGCGAGAAAGAAAUGACAGAAUUAGUAUAAAAUCUCUAAUAUAGAAUGUUAAACUCAAAACAAGAAUCAGGAAUUUAAUCGAUAAGUUACCUUCUAGGAGGUUUCACAAGUUAGAUGAGUAUCAUUAUAAUUUGGUAGGAGACAUAUCAGAAAAAUCUGUGAAUACUAUUCAAGACAAAGAUAAUAAUUCUAAUUUUGAAAUUCCUAUUUUUAUUCACGAGGCUUAAGCAAGCUAAAUGAGGAAGUUAAAGAAGUUAUAAUCAUUAAUGAAUAAGCAGCAACAAUAAAUAAACACCUUGGAUAUCUUGAGAGGGAUAUAGAGAAACUUUAAUUUGAGCUGCAUUAAACGAGCCAUUUAAUACACUAUUGGAAAUUUUCCAAUUAUAGAUCCUAAUUCAAUUUGGAAGCUUUUUUGGGAUUUCUGUAUGUGUGUUAAAAUACUCAUUCUAUGCUUUAUUUGUUCAGUUAGAAUUACAGAUAUUUAUGAUAGUAUUUCUACUUAUGCUGGUGAUAACUACACAUUAAUGGUUGUAUUUAUUGUUUUGUAGUCUUUAGAUAUGGUUAUAUGUGCAAACACUGGAUACUAUUAAAGAGGAAGACUUGUAAAAACAAGAGAAGACAUUAUCAAAAAAUACAUAGUAAAAAAUGGAUUUACUGAUAUAUUAACCUUAUAAGCUAUGAUUUUUGAGCUUCAUAGAUGGCAUUUAAAAAUAGGAUAAGACCAAAAGUUUUCAUCCUAUACAAGUUCGUAUAAAACUUAUGUUAUUGUUUGUAUUUUUGAAGCUAUCGUUUUAUUACUCUACUUCAUAAAAGGUAUGAGAAUCACAAAAUUGCUCACUAAGCUUGAAGAGUAAUUCUAAGUUACAAGAAAGCAACUCAAUUUACUUUAGCUUGUAAAACUAUUAGUUUUUGUUUUGAUUGUUUCUCAUAUUUUUGCUUGCAUUUGGUUAUUUGUUGGCAAGAAUAGCGGACUCUCUGUUACUUGGAUUACAGCAUAUAAGCUAGAAAAUUAGCCAUGGUCGACAUAAUAUAUUAGAUCAUAGUAUUAUGCAUCCGUUACUAUGAUUACUGUUGGCUAUGGUGAUACUGUGCCAUAAAAUGACACUGAAGAGAUUAUUUGCAUGAUUGGAAUGAUGCUUACUUGUGGUGUUUUUGCAUAUGCAAUCAAUAGUAUUGGAAGUAUUUUGAAUGAGUUAAAUUUAGAGAACGCUAAAAGAAAAGAAAAUAUGCUGGUAAUAAGCCAAUAUAUGAGAGAGAAAAACAUCCAACGUAACUUACAAAGUGAGGUUAGAGAAUAUUUAGAGUAUUACUGGAAGGAAUGGAACGAAACUCAAAUUGAGAAGGAGUAGUAAAUAAUAUCUCAGCUUAGCGAUCAUCUUAGAAAAGAAUUACUUUUUCAAGCAAAUAAAACAAUUAUCCAUGAAUCAAGCUUAUUAACUCAUUAUUUUAGUGAUUUUUUUAUUCAAAAAAUUAUCCACAUCAUUAAAGAGUUUAAGGCAACACCUAAUCAAACGAUUGUUUGUAGUCAAGGUCCUGAGAGUAGAAAAGGAGUUGUUUUUUUUGUCGAAAAAGGCGAAUUCGAUAUUUAUCACUUUCCUAUGUCUAACAUAAUUAAUUAAGAUGGUAAUAGCAAUAACGAAAACAACCAAAUGUUAGAUCAGAAUUAAGCUAAUUAGAAUAAUCCACAGUAAUUGCAAUUUGCUUAGAACUUAAAAUAAUAUGAUUAGCAAAAUUUUAUGAUACUCAAGAAAAUAAAAACAAUUGGAGUUGGAGAAUCUUUUGGUUUCGAGUCCUUUUUUACUGAUAAUCCUCAUAAAUUUGUCGUAAAAUCAAAAGAUUUUUGUAAGUUACUUUACAUAGAUAGGUAGGAUUUUAUUGACUUAAUGAGACAGCACAGCCUUUAAGAAGAUUAUGAAAAAUUUUGUUUCAUACGCGAUUCAUUGAUAAACGACAACAAUCUAACUCUCUUAGGAACAAAGUGUCAAUCUUGUAAGAAGUUUGACCAUUCACUGAAUGACUGCCAGUACGUUCAUUACAUCCCAAAUAAACUGAAUUUGAUUUCGCGCUUUAAUGUUUCUACGGAUAUUAUCGAGCGUAGCAAAAAAAAAGAAAGAUGGCCUAAAAAAAGACACAGAAAUUCACUAACAAAUAUAGUUUAUUAUUCAGAGUCAGCUUUAGAAUAUAUUUAAAAAAAUCAAGAUUAUAUCGAUAGUGUAUUAAACUAUGAAGAGUAUUCAUUUGUUAGUUCAUUUUCUGAUUACUCAGAAGAUGAUUAUGAAAAUGAAAUUGAAUAAAGCAACUCAAGUGAUGCUAGUGAAGAAAAUAAAUUUAAAACUGAUGAAGUUUAAGAUGAGGAAGAUGAAAAUGAAGUUAGCUUUUAAAAAAGUCUUAAGCUUUCUGAAGCAGAUGCCAAUAAAAAUUCUGAAAACGCUAAAAAAGAUUUACUUAUUGACAUCUAAAAUUUAAAUAAUGAAGCAAAACAUAAUUACUAAGAUAAUUACAUAGAUAGCGCUGUUAAAAAAAAAAUGUCAAUAAGAGAUCAAUCUUUUCAUUUAAAAAGCCCUGAGUCUCUUUCAUACAAAAAAGCAAGUAUUUCAAAGCAAACCUUUAAUUCUGAAAAAACUAGCAGCAUUAUUGAUGAAGGAUCUCCAAGAAAUGAGUAUAAAAUUCGUUACAGUUAGCUUAACUUGAAUUCGGGCAGAAUGAGGGCGAAAACGAUAAACGAUCCUCCUCUAACACCAAAUAUUAUAACUAGAUAAAGCAAAUAAGAAAUUGAAUUAAAAGAUCAUAUUUAAAAAAAUACCACAAACACUAUUCAAGAAGAAUAAAGAGAGAGAAGAGCUUCUUAAAUAAAUAAAAUUUAGAAAAGAUUGACAUUAAAUCAAAAUACUGGGUUUAAUACUUCUGUACCAAGGAAAAGCAUUUAAUAUAACUAAGCAUUAUGUUUUACACCAAACAUAAAAAAUCAUUAGACGAGCAAAGAUUAAAACAUAGCUAAUCAAUAGCAGUCUCAUGCGAAGAAUUUUGUCUUUAACUUUGUUUAGAACAAUGAGCAAAAAUAGUAAAUGCCUCUAAUAAUUAAACAUAUUGAAUCAAUCCAUAAUAUGUAGCAAAAAUAGGAUGGAUCUAAAUUUAAAUCCUACUAAAAUAGUGAACAAUAAUUAACUUUAAAUAAUUAAGCAGAAGGUAAAAAGUCUGAUUUAGGUACCUAAAAUGAUUAAUAUCAAUUGCAACCUAAAUAAAAUAUUGAAUUAGCUGUAAUUAAAGAAGGUAGCAAUCGAUGCAUUAAACGAAAGGAAAACUAACAAUAAGAUUCUACCCAAAUUUAGCAUUAAUAAAAUGACUACGAUUAACAACAUUUAUUUUAUUUGCAAGGCUAUCAAAAUUAUAAAAUAUUUGACGACUUUGAAAAGAUGCAUUAAUUUAAGUUUUACUAUCCCCAGUAUAAUUAUGAUAGAAUUAUAGCUAACUUAAAAAAGAGAAGAGCUUAAAUUUUACAAAGAUAUAUUAACAACACCAAUAGUAAAGAAAUAGAAUCCUCAUUUAUUCAACCUAACUCAAAUAGUAAACUUCAGAAAAAGUUAAAACUCUAAUUAGGUAUCACAAAAACCAUCUCAAAAUUCCAAAAUCAAGUGUAAUAAAGUAAGUUUUUUGAAAAUACUGCUUUAAAGUAAUCAUUUUAAGAAAGCUAACAAACUCAAGGUUCACCAAAAAAGAAAUCAAUAAUUGUUAAUUCUCCACUCAAUUUUAAUUCUCAGUUUAACAUUAACAAUAAUCAAAAUGUGACUUCUCCAAUGAAUAAUAGUUAAAAUGAAGUAGUAUCCAUAUGCACUUCCAACAAAAAUAAUUUGAUUAAUGAUAACUAGAUUACUUCUUAUUAAAACCUCAAUGAAUAAAAUAAUAAUGACGAUUAUAAUUAUAAUAAAAAUGAUAUAUAGCUGCAAACGUUGUCUUAAAAUAUUGGUUUAAAAUCAUAAACUGAUACUCUCAAAAACUCAAUCUUUAAUGUAAAAUUUGCUCCUCUAAUAAAAAAAAUAAAUUCAAAUAAAAAAUUAUCAUUUAAAAAAUCUUACUCUAUCUCGAGCAACAACUCUCCUAAAAAUAAUAGCUAAUAAAACUGA
Messenger RNA from Tetrahymena thermophila SB210, 4230 nucleotides. Its product is annotated as cyclic nucleotide-binding domain protein. The transcript has a single exon. The record is from RefSeq and is a predicted model, not a curated record. NCBI's taxonomy places the organism in Eukaryota, Ciliophora, Oligohymenophorea, Hymenostomatida, Tetrahymenidae.